UCAUCUCCCGAGUUAAAAAAAUGACCUUUUUACCACUUCCGGUAUUCAAUCUCGCUCCAGACCUCCUCGCGGAAAUCCCGCUGGUGAACACGUGACCACACAUCAACAUGGCUGCUUGUCGGCUCAUUCGCGAUGGGAGCUAGGUGCAGAGAAAAUCUACUAGUUUCCUACAAAAAUGACAUUUAAUUCACCUCCAAUUUUACACACAGCAAGAUGAAUUCAGGAUAUACAAUAGACGCAUUUCCUGUGCAUUUUCAAUGCGUCAUACGACCUCAGAGUAACCAAAGAUUGUGUUAACUAGAAGAGGAUAACAUUUCAUCUGAUUUUAAACUCUAUCGCCGAUACAUUUGGGUACUGCGUGUAGAAGUUUCACUUCAUCUUCAUAACUGCAUAAUUACAGAACAUUGACAAGUAUUUCAUCACUGAUACCAUGUCAAGAAAGCAUAGCACACUGCUGAAAGAAGAGGUGGAUGAUGAUGAAUCUAAUGGUGAUGACAAGAGCAAGAGAGAAAGCACACAAGAAGGUGAUAAAAGGAGAAAAGGAAAGAAAGGUGAACGCCUUGAAGGCUAUUACAACAGUAGUAUGAACAACUCUAAGGUUAAACCUGUCGUGGGUGCAGCUAUCAACCCUUCAGCGGAUGGCAUAACUUCACCUAACCACACCCAGCCCACCCAGGUCCUGCCCACUAUCCAGCCCCCGCCCACCCACCCGUAUCGGCAGCAAGGCCCUGCAGGGCCACCGGUGACAUGUCAAGCCCAACAGGGGUCUACAGCGCAGCAGGUUACACCUCAAGGCCAGCAGGGUUACAGUGGCGUGGUCAUGCCUGUAGCAAUAAACCAGCCUAUUCAACAGGUCUACCAGCCAAACCAUCCUCAGCACAUUCCGCCGCAAAACCCAGUGGCAACUCACUGGCAGCAACAGCAACCACUGCCUGUAAGGCUACCGCCCCCUCCUGGCCCCGCCCAACACCCAGUAGUGGCACCCCAACAGUAUCAAGCCACCCCACAACACCCUCAAGCCCAGUAUCAACCCUACCAGCCCCACCCACCACAGGGGUACUUUCCAGGCGUGCAUUACACUCAUGGAGUCCCAGGCCAGGUCCCUGGUGCUAUAGGUGCACCGUACAUACAUCAGCCAAGACAUCCCCAGCAUGUCCUAGUGCGCAGCCAGUCACUCCCAGAAGAGCCUGUCCCCCAAGGGCGGGGCCCACCCCCUGCACCCCAGAGUCCCCCAGGGCGGGGCCCACCCCAGGACCAGCAGAUGUGGGUAGCACAUCAGCCGCCACCACAGCCACAAGACCAAGUUGAAGGUAACUGGGUUGGUGAAAGUAAUGGUGCUGCGUCCCAGCAGACCUGGGUACCGGGUAGUACUGCCACCCAACACCCCAUGGAGAGCUACUGGGCAGCAUUUAGUGGCAGCCCCCCAACCCCUGAGAAACCCCAACAAUGGGACGACUCAUCAGACCACUCUGAUCACAGCUCAAGUGAUGAGGAACUGGACCGAAGCAGCUCACCUGUGCUGUGCGGUGAAGAGGGGGAGGGGCUUUUAAGGGCACCGUCGCUGACCAGUUUUGCUGAAAGCACAAGCAGUGUGGAAGAUGAGGGAGAAGAAGAUGUGUGGGUGAUCCAGCAUGAGCAAAGAGAUUACUACGCUACACAAUUUAGAAAACUACAGCCUGGGGAAGAUGGAGUCAUCAAAGGUCCUAAAGCAAGAGAUUUCUUCUUGAAAUCUAACUUGCCGACCGAAACUUUAUCCAAGAUAUGGCACCUUUCAGAUAUCAAUAAAGACAAUGCACUUCACCUGGAGGAGUUUUGUAUAGCAAUGCAUCUGGUAGUUGCUAUAAGACAUGGGCUGGACCUGCCCCCAACACUACCCCCAACGUUACUGAACUUUAGGGCCAGCGAGGAAGAGGAAGAUCCAUUCAAUGUUUCCAUGACAGCAGCCCCAACGUCACCAAGGCAAAAAGAGAACAGUGUUGGGGAACACAUAGAGGCUUCAAUUGAGGAACAGUCUCACUCCCCUCGUUCAGCCUCACUCAAAAGGGAACACAACCGACGGCAAGAUUUAUCUCGGCCGCGCUCCCUCUCAGACCCAAACUACACAGAGGAGCCUCAUGACCAUUCAAGGAAAAUCUCCAGCCCCGUCCCACCAACCUCUGGUACAACUCAACCGGAGGGUGCUUCAGCAAUAGUCCCACCUCUUCCGCUAAGCCCCGGUCCACACAUAGGCAUAGAGAGACCAAGAGCAUCAGCAAAGAUCUCCCUCCUGGAUAGUGCACCAGGCCAGCUGCUGCCACCACCGUCUGGGAAGUUUGCGCGUGAGGCCAUCAAAGAGUCAGACUCAGACUCUGAUACCUCUGACAGCUCACCCCCAACAUCACCCACACAACAGAGCCCUCUUGAGACCACGCCUGUUUUGCCGCUACCAGAGAAAGUCACCCCAGAGCCUGGUACAACAACACCACCCUCGCCGCCUCCUGACUCCCCGAAGAGUGUGGCACCUCCUGCGCUAAGGUCCACUGCAGAGAAGGUGGUCAUGAGACAACAACGCAAGAGUGGAGAGAGACCACGAUCAGCUGGUGAUGUCAAUCAUAUUGUCCCAAUGGAUGAUAGCACCCCUGGGUCGACCACGCCUAGUGAUGGUAGCCAGGGGUCCCACGGCCAGAAGGACCCACCUCCACCACCUCCUCCCAGGAACAAGAGGGGUCACUCUAGGUCCUCAUCACUUGACCUCAAUAAGCUAUUUGCUGCUAAAGCCAAGGAGGCGAAGGAGAACAGAGCUGCAAGCACAUCCUCUCCAACGUCCAGUCACUCGAGCCAGAACAGUGAGACAGUACUUGCUGAAAGACCCGACACCUCACAGAAACAUGAACCCAAAGGGGGGGCAUCCGAGGAGACCCCACGCUCACCAGUACAGGCAUCAGAAGAGCAGAAUUUUGCCGAUUUUAGCCGAUUUGAUAGUUUUGUUAACGCUCAGUCCAGCGAUGGCACGUCUUCUGGUCAGAGCAUGGUGAGAUCUCACCGGCGGUCACAGUCACUUGAUCAGAAUCUGGAUUUCAUACCCAAGCAACCAAGGAAAAACACUUUCGAAGGGAGCACUUCCCCUCGCGGAAACCAAGAAGCUUUACCUCGCCCUGUGCCCAGAGUGAAACCAGCAAGCCCACCUCCUGUUAAGCUGACAAUUCGAAGACCUGAUCGCAGCAGUGAAAAAGACAAAGAGAAAGAGAGAAAGCUCAACACAGAACCCCCAAAAGUCGUCGUCAAGCCUCUAACGAAGGAGAGCAAGCUCCAAACGUCGAUUCGUGACCUAAAGGAGAAGAACCUGGCUCUGUCACGGCUAAACAGCGAGCUGCAGCAAGAGGUUAAACAAGUUAUGGAAUGGAGGAUAGCUCUAGAGCUGAAGCUUGAACGCCUCAAGCCAUUCAACCCCAAAUAAGCACCGGCAAGCACUCACAUAAACCCGGGUGUUUUGCGGGCUUGCUGUGGUAUCUUCCAGAGCUUACCCGAGGGGAUCAGUUACCAUGGAGACAAGGAGCAGCUAUUCUUAACUGCGUCUUGUUGCCGUAUCGUAAAUACAGAUAAAACAUAUAGAUAUAGUACAUACAAGUAAUUUUUAAGGUGAGCAAAGCCGAACGGCAAUUUAUAGUGGGUAAGAGUUUGCCUAAAAAUUAAAUACUAGAAAAAUAAAGACAGCAUUUACAGAAA
Messenger RNA from Nematostella vectensis (starlet sea anemone), 3705 nucleotides. Its product is annotated as ralBP1-associated Eps domain-containing protein 1. The transcript has 18 exons. Lineage: Eukaryota; Metazoa; Cnidaria; Anthozoa; Actiniaria; Edwardsiidae. The coding region runs from base 431 to 3436 and encodes 1001 amino acids. Gene Ontology annotation, cellular component: plasma membrane; cytoplasm. Gene Ontology annotation, molecular function: calcium ion binding; protein binding. Gene Ontology annotation, biological process: endosomal transport; endocytosis. The record is from RefSeq and is a predicted model, not a curated record.